AAUGAUGCGGUGUCGCUCCAUCUGGUGAAAUCACAGUGACGCUCCAAACGGCGACGAUUAUUGUCAUACGUCAUUUCAGUGCGUUUACAUGUCACAUUUGUUUGGAUAGAGAAAAUGGCGUCAGCGGAGCCUUUUGCCGGACAAGAGGCCGAACAAGACACCGAACUAGACGAGUUAUUGGAAAGUGCACUCGAUGACUUUGACAAGACAAACUCGCCCCCUUCAGCCCCAGUCCCUAAUACUGCCACGACUGCCCCAUCAACUAAGGGUAGUGAACAGAAACCCCCUCUACUGGAGGACAGUCAGUUCUUCGAGGCUCUUUUUGAAGGGGAGAUGGCCUCUCAGGCGAGGGAGGAGUGGGAGAAGGCCAUGACUGAACUGGCACAGGAAGAGCCUGAGCUGCUGCAACACUUUCACAAAUUGUCAGAGGCAGCUGGGAAAGUGGGUACUGACGUAGCUUCCCAACAAGAAUUCACUUCUUGUCUCAAAGAUACCCUUAGUGGAUUGGCAAAAAAUGCAGACAACUUGCAGAGUGCAGGAUUGGCUGGAGAGGACCUGGCAAAGACUCUUGAAGGGCUGGGUUUAGAUGAGGGUGUGGAGGGGGGCGGGGAAGAUGGAAACAUCCUUCCAAUCAUGCAGUCCAUCAUGCAAAAUCUUCUCUCCAAGGAAGUGCUGUACCCAUCUCUCAAAGAGAUCACUGAGAAGUAUCCUGAAUGGCUGAACAGCAAUCGCCAGUCCCUCCCCCCAGAUGAGUUUCAGCGCUACGUACGGCAACACAAGGUCAUGGGAGAGAUCUGCAGCCAGUUCGAGAAGGAGGGCGAGCGAGGUGGAGGAGAUGUGGAGGGUAGAUUCGAGAGCAUUCUGGAACUCAUGCAGCAGCUACAAGAUCUGGGACAACCACCCAAAGAGCUGGCUGGUGAAUCGCCACCAGGCCUCAACUUUGACCUGGAAUCCCUGAAUCUCCCUGGAGCCUCAGGGGCUGGAGCCGCAGAGCAGUGCUUGAUCAUGUGAUCUCAGAGCAGCCAGUUAAGGGAUUCCCAGGCCAGGGCUUGUUUGCCAUGGGGCAGACAACCUAGAAGCAUCAAUCACAGGAGAAGGACAAGGAGCAGAAUGAGACUGUUUGCACUGCUCUACUCCUUACAUAUGUUUCAGUGUCUUAAUAGAAGACAUUGUGAAGGGUUGCACAACAAAACAAUGUGACCAUUACCUUCGGUAACUCACUGGUCACAUCACAGAUUUUGAAUUAAUUGAUUUUGUUUUGUCAAAUAAGCUCUUCCAGGUCCUUCAUUGUUCUGGUACCUUCAUUCUCACCCACAAAUUAACAAAAGCGUUUUACUUUAAUACACCAGCUGUUAGACUGACAACGGUUGGGUCUCAGGUUAGGACUGGCUGGCCUGCCAUACUGGAUGAAAUGGUGCCUUGCUCAUUCUUCUUGAAUCGGAGAAGGGUCACUGUUUUUAUGGCAGGUUUAAUAGGAUUCCUCCGUUGUGAGUGGCUGCGUGUUGAGUUAGUUGGUUUGCUACACUAUCAUGGUGCUGCAUUCCUAACUGAGGGUGUUAAUUCCGCACAGGGGAGUUUCACUCAUCACUAAUGCAUUGCUAAUAUCCCGGGGCUUAGUUUGGUUUCUGAUUGCUUCAUUUUAGAUGUGCAACAUUCUCAUUAAUACUCUUAAAUAUGCCACUUGGAUUUCUUAUGAUUUCAUCCAGUAGUUGUGAAAGUGAUACUCAUGAGCCAAAACUGGACCCUGUUUUUUGUGUACUACAUCAACCAAUUGUGUACUCAUCAACCACUUUGUAAAAUGUUACGACGUAAAAAAAGAAAAACCCCAUCGUGUAUGUUAGAAAAUCCAAUUCAAUUUUGAUGUGCCUAAGAUCCCAGAAUACAUCUUUAACGUGUUGAUUGUUAUUGAUGGUCUCCUAACUAAUGAUCGGGAAUCUUUUUUUUAAGAAAAUAAUGGAGUUCUAAUUAUUGUUCUAAUUUUACAGUCUUUACAUUGGUUGAUGGUGAGUUAUUUGUUCCCAAUAGCUACUAUGUUUUACCACAGGCAGGGCGUUUUUGAACGUUCCAGAUAGAAAUAUCACAAAUAGAGGUAAUGAGAUUCCUUAUUGUAGAUGUCAAAGAUGCAUGUUUGUUUUACAUUGCAUAUUUCUAUCUGAACUUUUAUCAGAGUUCUGCUUAAUAUGCUACUAGUUUAUACACAAGAAUUGACCUUUAGUUUUCAGAAUGUUGGUUCAAAUGUCAUUGUUAGAUCGAUAAAUCCACAGCUGAAGAACCAGUCCUGUGGCCAUUUUUAACUUUAAGUGACGUGUGUUUGGCCCCAUUCAUCUGUUUUUGGAUAACACUCUUAACACUUUUGAGUUAAAGUUUGUCUGAUUCCUUCCUAAAGAGCUUGAUACCAUUAGACAAUACUGUUUAGGUCAUCUAUAAUGAAAGAAAUCCAGACACCACCAAAACAGUUAUGUCUGUAAUGGAAAAAGGGGUUUUGUGGCAAAUUGGGUUUUGAGAAAUUGGGUUAGUUAUGUGCUUUGCACAAUUAUAACCACUGAUAUGGUUAUAGAUUUAAAAAAAACAUUGAUUUAUUUAAUUUAACUAAAGGGACAGAUAAGUAAAAUAUUGUGAAUAUUUUCUGAGAAGUGUUGAUUUUGAGGUGAUAUGCAAAUUACUUUUCUCUGUGGCCUUUGCUAUGGACACAUGGAGUGACAUCCCUUGUAUAAUUCACAUGCCAACACUGUAUGCAUUGAGUGAAUAUUGGCUAGUAGUCUAGUAUCCCUGUAGUUAAUCAUGGUAUCCAAUUGGGUGCUACUUCAGUACACCUGUGUUAUUUCUUACCUUACAUCCCGAAAUGUCUUGGUGGUAUACUUAUUGGCAGGUGGUAUUUAGAGCAAUCAGCUCAUCACCUUAAACGUAGGCUGUUCAUUUGAAUCACUUGAUGGACUUGGAACAGCCAAUACAAAGAGCGUGCGCAGCUUACCAAAAAUGCUCAGAGUCCUCGUUUGGGGUGGUCCAAAUUGGCUGAGGCCUGCCAGGGUUAGUGUCAGACAUGGUUGCCUUGCCUUGAUGGUGGAUAGUACUUCCUGACUCCUGAGCCUGCUGUGAGUUGCUUUAAUGAAACUGGGCUUCUACAUUAGUCUCAGUGAAAUUAGAGAAACUGAGCUAAUUCUGUCCAUUUGCGUGUAAUGGCUGUAAGGAGGAAGAUUGUAGCCUAUGUUCAGGCAGAGUAACUAUGGUAUGUUUCUGCAAGAGUAAAAGGACAGCCCAUGUAGCACUGUCAGAGCUGAUAGCCUAUGUUCCCAGGACUUGUCCUUUUGACCCAAUUAGAUAUCUCCUUCCACUACCAUUAAUCAAUCAUCAGUCUGAAUAUUUUGUGUAAAUAACAUAUAUAUAUUAUGAAAUAAAGUUAUGGUGUUAAUGAUAUUAACAAAUCAA
Molecule: messenger RNA, 3426 nt
Organism: Esox lucius (northern pike)
Lineage: Eukaryota; Metazoa; Chordata; Actinopteri; Esociformes; Esocidae
Gene: pex19
Product: peroxisomal biogenesis factor 19
Exons: 8
Coding region: 115-1011 (298 amino acids)
Biological process (GO): protein import into peroxisome membrane
Cellular component (GO): peroxisome; peroxisomal membrane
Source: RefSeq, a predicted model, not a curated record